AUGUUUCCUUUGUUUAGAGGUUUCUCGAUUGAGAAGGAUUUUCUCGGAGAGAUCAGUUUGAAUCAAACUUUCAUUUCAGUUCCAUUUCUCGAAUUAAUUCUAGGGUUAGUGUGGUUAUUAGUAAGCUCGCAAUGGAUACAAGGUCCCUUAUCGCCGGCGGACAGUUCCAAUGUCCGUGUCCGUAUGGUCCAGUUCGGGAUACUUAGCCCCGAUGAGAUUAGGCAAAUGUCUGUGGUACAAGUUGAGUACAGUGAAACUACAGAGAGGGGCAAGCCUAAGCCAGGUGGCUUGAGUGAUCCGAGACUGGGUACGAUUGACAGGAAGAUGAAAUGUGAGACUUGUAAUGCGAAUAUGGCUGAAUGCCCAGGUCAUUUUGGUCACCUGGAGUUGGCGAAGCCAAUGUUUCAUAUUGGUUUCAUGAAAACUGUAUUGAGCAUCAUGCGAUGCGUAUGUUUCAACUGUUCCAAGAUUUUGGCUGAUUUCAACUGUUCCAAGAUUUUGGCUGAUGAGGAAGAUCACAAGUUUAAGCAAGCUUUGAAAAUAAGGAAUCCCAAAAACAGGCUGAAAAGGAUUCUUGAUGCCUGCAAAAAUAAGACUAAAUGUGAAGGUGGUGAUGAUAUUGAUGUUCAAGGUCAAGAUACUGAAGAGCCAGUGAAAAAGAGUCGAGGUGGAUGUGGUGCUCAGCAGCCAAAAGAUGUGGUUGCUCAGCAAGCAAAAAACUUUCUAUUGAAGAGAGGGUGGGGCACCUGCACAAUUCAUUCAGAGUUUGCCAGCUUGUUGCAGUUUCACGAUGCCACAUAUUUUGACAAUGAAUUGCCCGGACAGGCAAGAUACACAAAAGAUCUGGGAGGACUAUUAAAUUCAAUUUGUAGGUGGCUUAAGGCCAAGGAAAGCCGAAUUAGGGGUAACCUGAUGGGAAACGUUGUAGAUUUUUCUGCCCGUACAGUCAUAACACCAGAUCCCAAUAUCAAUGAUCAACUAGGUGUGCCUUGGAGUAUUGCAUUGAAUCUCACCUACCCAGAAACUGUGACUCCAUAUAACAUUGAAAGGUUGAAGGAGCUUGUUGAGUAUGGGCCGCAUCCUCCACCUGGUAAAACUGGUGCAAAAUAUAUCAUAAGGGAUGAUGGCCAAAGACUUGAUCUUCGUUAUUUGAAGAAAAGCAGUGAUCAUCAUUUGGAGCUUGGUUACAAGGUGGAGGAGAGGCAUUUGAAUGAUGUGACUUUUGUGCUCUUCAAUCGCAAACCCAGUCUCUUAAAAAUGUCAAUUAUGGGACAUUGAAUCAGAUUAUUGCCAUACUCUACUUUCCGUUUAAACUUGUCUGUUACUUCACCAUAUUAUGCUGAUUUUAUUGGUGAUGAAAUGAACAUGCAGUUCCUCAAUCAUUGGCUAAGUAGCAAGGUAUUGGAGCUGAUGAUGGUGCCUAAGUGCAUUGUGUCGCCUCAAUCAAACGGCCGAGUGAUGGGAUUGUUCAGGAUCACUUUUAGAUGCCGGAAGAUCACUAAGGGGGACCACUUUCAUAGAGAAGAUGUCUAUAAUAUACUGAUGUGUGGGGAGGAUUUUGAUGGAGUUCCUGCUCCUGCAAUCCUGAAGCCACGACCUUUUGGACAGGAAAACAAGUUUUUUAAUCUUACUUCAUUCCAAAGGCAGAUAAAUCUUAAUUAAACUGCUGCAUGGCACAACGAUACAGGAUUAGAAAAGGUAUCAUUACUCCAGGAGAAUACUCUAGUUUCGAAUAGAAAAAAGGAGAGCUACUAUCUGGCAAAAACUCUUUGCAAGAAAAUUGGGACUCUUACUGGAAGUCUUAUUCAUGUCAUUUGGGAAGAGGUUGUCCAGAUGCAGCUCGCAAAUUUUUUGCGGGCCUAACUUCAAUGGCUUGUGAACUAUUGGCUUUUGCAAAAAUGGUUUUACCAAUUGGCAUUGGAAGAUACAAAUUGCUUGAUGCAGCUACGAUGGAGAAAAUCCAAUGAAACUAUUUUCAAAAAGCAAAAAAAAUGAUGUGAAGGAAACUUAUUUAGGAAGGCUUCAAACAAGGAAACUAAACCUGAACCUGGACGGACUAUGAUGGAAUCAUUUGAAAACCAAGUGAAUCAGACUUUGAAUACAGCUCGUGAUUGAUGCUGGAAGCAGUGCCAAAAGAGUUUGUCUGAGAGUACAACCUCAAGGCCAUGGGUUACUGCAGGAUCUAAAGGAGUUUCAUUAAUAUAUCUCAGAUGGACCUGCUUGUGUGGCGGGCAGCAAAAAUUGUUUAAGGGUAAGGCUUAUACCGUUUAUGGUUUUAUAGAUCGGACGUUGCCUCACUUUACAAGGAUGGACUAUGGGCCGGAAAGUCGUGGGUUUGUGGAGAAUUCAUAUUUGCGUGGGUUACCCCCCAGGAGCUUCUUUUUUCCCCAUGCUAUGGGUGGUAGGGAAGGUCUUAUCGAUACUGUCAGUAGAUUGCUGAGGGAUGGGUAUAUUCAGGGCCGGCUGUGUUUGAAGCCAUGGAGGAUAUUAUGGUUAAUUGAUGGCACUGUUAGGAAUUCACUGGGAGAUUUAUUCCAGUUUCUCUAUGGGGAAGAUGGUAUGGAUGCUGUCUGGAUUUAGAAAUCUCAGAACUGAUUCAUUAAAAAAAUGAAGAAAUCAGAAUUUGACAGGGUCUUCAGAUUGAACUCGAUGAUGAAAAUUUGGGAACGCCUUCUACAUGAUUGCCGGGAUUCACAUUGGAGGAUUUUGAAAAAUAUCCGAGAAUUGCGCGAUGUAUUUGAUUGCUGAAUUUCAAAAACUUGAAACGGAUAAUGCCAACUCAGAAAGAGAUUGCAACUACAGGUAGAUAAUUCUUGGCCAUUGCCUGUUAACCUCCAUAGGCUUAUUUGGAAUGCACAGAAGACUUUCAAGGUUGAUACGAGAAGGCCCUCAGACAUUCAUCCAAUGGAAGCUGUAAAGCUGGUUGUAAGUACGGAGAGAUUAAAAGUUGUUCCUGGGGGAUUGAUCACUGAGUAGCGAAGCCCAAAAGAAUGCACUCUUUUCUUUGGAUUAUGUUGCUUCGUAGCACUCAUUGCCAAUAAAGGGUUGUUGGAGGAAUACAGGCUACUCGAGAAGCCCAUUUGAUGGUUAUUGUAGAUAGAAUCCCGGUUCUUGCAGUCAUUUGGUCUAGCGCCUGGGGAAAUGAGUUGUGUUGCUGCACAGUCCAUUGGAGAGCCUUGCCACAAAAUGACUCUCAAUACUUUCCACUAUGCUGGUGUUAGUGCAAAGAAUUGUCUCUUGGUGUUUCCCAGGCUAAGGGAAAUUAUUAAUGUUGCUAAAAAGAUCAAAACACCUUCUCUUUCUGUACUGACACCAGAAUGUAAUGCACAAAGGAGACGGCUAAGACUGUUUCCAAUUGUGCUCUGGAAUUACACUUACUCUCAGGAGUGUUAUCAGCUACCAGAAGUAUGGUAUACGUCAAGUCCUAUGAGUACCAUAAUUGAAGAGGAUGCUGAAUUUGUGAAUCAUUUAUGAAAUGCCGACAAUGAAGAGUUGCACCGGAAAAAAUUCUCUCCUUGGUUGCUACGUAUAGAGUUGAACCGUGAAAUGAUGAUUGAUUAGAAGCUUAACAUGGCUGACAUUGCUGAGAAAAUCAAUCUUGAAUUGGAUGAUGAUUUGACAUGUAUAUUUAAUGAUGACCAAUGCAAAAAACUGAUCCUCCGGAUACGUAUCAUGAAUGAUUGAGGCUCCGAAGGGCGAUUGAAUGAUGAGUCUGACUGAGGUUGUAUGUUUUCCUGGAAAAAGAUUGAGAGUAACAUGCUGACAGAAAUGCUCUCCGUGGUAUUCCCAGAUAUAAAAACAGCGUCUUUAUUAAACAUUAGGUAAACGAUUAGCAAAUUUGGGAAUGAUGGAUUUAAGACAGUAGAGGAAUGGAUGCUUGAUACAGAGGUGGUCAAUCUCCUGGCUGUUAUGUGUAAUGAAAAUGUUGAUGCAAGGAGGACACAAGCAAUCACUUGAUUGAAGUUAUUGAAGUUCUUUGGUACUUGAGGCUGUUCGACGCUCCUUCUAGAUGAGUUGAGGUCGCUUUAUAUCUUUCGAUGGAUCUCUAUGUUGAAUUACCACAUCUGGCAUACUGAUGUGAUAACCAUGGGACAUUAUCGUGGCCAUUUGAUGGCCAUCACCCGCCAUGGUAUCAAUCGGAAUGACACCGGGCCAUUGAUGAGGUGCUCGUUUGAAGAGACUGUGGACAUUCUUCUGAUGGCUGCUGUGUAUGCUGAAUCAGAUUACUUGAGGGUCACUGGAAAAAUAAUGCUCGGUCAGCACCCAAUUGGAACAGGAAGCUUUCCUUAUAUCUCAAUGAUGAACAUGUUGAAGAAUGCUAUAGAACUUCAGCUUCCUGUUAUAUGGAUGGCCUGGGCUUUUGGCAUGACUCCAGCUCGUUCUCCAGUAUCAGGAACUCCUUACCAUGAGGGGAAAUUGAUGUCUCUGAGUUACUUGCUGAGCCCAAAUCUCGCCUCUCAGCCCCAUUAACUGAUGCUCAGUUUUUCUUCACCAGCUCAGUUCUCACCAUAUGUUGGUGGAAUCGCUUUCUCUCCUGCGUCAUCUCCUGGCUACAGCCCAUCAUCUCCGGGCUACAGUCCAUCUUCCCCUGGAUAUAGUCCUACAUCUCCUGGAUACAGUCCUACCUCACCUGGUUACAGCCCUACCUCUCCUGGAUAUAGCCCAACUUCACCGACCUACAGCCCCAGUUCUCCUGGCUAUAGUCCAACCAGUCCUGCCUAUUCUCCUACAAGUCCAUCAUAUUCCCCAACUUCCCCAAGUUAUAGCCCCACAUCUCCCAGCUACAGCCCCACAUCUCCCAGUUACAGUCCCACAUCUCCCAGUUACAGUCCUACAUCUCCAAGCUACAGCCCUACUUCUCCAGUUUAUAGUCCUACCUCACCAGCAUAUAGUCCCUCUUCUCCUGCAUACAGUCCCACCUCACCGUCAUACAGCCUGACUUCUCCUUCCUAUAGCCGCACAUCACCUUCUUAUAGUCCGACUUCUCCAUCUUAUAGUCCUACAUCUCCAUCAUAUAGCCCAACUUCACCUGCAUAUAGCCCCACAUCCCCUGGGUACAGCCCCACCUCUCCGAGCUAUAGCCCUACUUCACCAAGCUAUAAUCCUCAGUCAGCUAAAUACAGUCUUUCAAUGGCAUACUCACCAAGCAGUCCUAGAUUAUCACCAUCCAGUCCUUACAGUCCUACAUCUCCAAAUUAUAGCCCGACAUCACCAUCGUAUUCCCCAACCUCCCCAUCAUAUUCCCCUUCAAGUCCAACAUAUAGUCCUAGCAGCCCAUAUAAUUCUGGAGCACCAGAUUAUAGCCCAAGUUCUCCACAAUAUAGUCCUAGUGCUGGGUACUCGCCAAGUGCACCUGGGUACUCACCAUCAUCAACCAGCCAAUACACUCCUCAAACGAGUACUGAGGAUGACAGGAAUAACAAAGGGGACAGGAAUGCAAGGGAUAACGAUGACAGGAGCAGUCGAUGAGGCAAAAUUGAUCACAUGAAAAGCUUGUUAGGAAGAAAAGGUCAAGUUGUUCUUUUGUACUUCUAUUGUGUUCAUGAUCUUUGGAUAAAAAUUGUUGUAUGUUGACAAAACUUCUUGUAAGACCUAUCUUUGUAGGGAGGUAUAGCGUAGUUACAACUGGCUUUUUUUUUUUUUUUUUUUUUUUUUUUUUUU
This is a messenger RNA of Jatropha curcas, 5661 nucleotides long. NCBI's taxonomy places the organism in Eukaryota, Viridiplantae, Streptophyta, Magnoliopsida, Malpighiales, Euphorbiaceae. The record is from RefSeq and is a predicted model, not a curated record.